UCAUAGUCAAACUUUUACAAGUCAACAACCAAUUGGAUAUAGCCAAGUAGUACCCAACUUUCUCAAAAAGUAAAAAAUUCUUACCAGUCAACAAAGAGAGUAUAAGACGAUUCUUGCCUUCUAAUACAAGCCAAUACAGGAACAAUAAUGCAAGUUUAAGAGUCGUGUGGAAUUUGGAGUACACCUCUUGAUCCCCGGAUAAGAUAAUGAAGCUUCUGAGUAGGCUCUUGCAUCGGCAGCUAACUCUCGCUGUACAUAUACGUACGUAUAUAAUGUUAGUAUCUGUAUAUAUUCUGGAAAUGAACCCGAGUUAAAACCAAUUGGGUCCUCAAGGAUCGGUUCUUUUUGGCUCUGAAUCAUACCCAGCGAUGGAUUCCAAGAACUACCAGACACUUCACUUUGUCCUGUUUCCAUUAAUGGCGCAAGGCCACAUGAUCCCCAUGAUCGACAUCGCCAGACUCUUGGCAGAACGUGGAGCAGUCGCAACCAUCGUCACGACUCCUGUCAACGCCGCAAGAUUCGAACCGGUCAUAACUCGAGCUGUAGAAUCCGGUCUCAGAAUCAGUUUCCUCUGUUUCCAGUUUCCCUGCGCAGAGGCUGGAUUACCAGAAGGCCAUGAAAAUUUCGACAUAAUAGAUUCGCUCGACUUGGACAAAUUCAUGAAUGUCCUCACAGUUGUGAACAAGCUCGGAGACCCAGUUCAAAAAUUGCUCGAGGAGCUAACACCCCGACCUUCCUGCAUCAUCUCUGAUAUGUGUUUUCCGUACGCCAGUAGUAUUGCCAGUAGGUUGCAGAUUCCAAUAAUUGGUUUCCAUGGGUUGGGCUGCUUCUGUAUUUCGGCCCUGUAUAAUUUAAAUACCUCUAAGAUUCUUGACUCUGUAAAAUCUGAUUCGGAGUACUUCGUCAUCCCAAACUUGCCUAAUAAAGUUGAAUUCACCAAAGCUCAGGUCCCAGAUGCAGCUCCUAAAGAAAAAUUUAAAGAUCUGAGCGAGAAAUGUGGGGCGGCGGAUCUUGCAUUAUACGGGGUGAUUAUAAACACUUUCGAAGAAUUAGAACCAGAAUAUAUAAAAGAUUACAGAAAGGUAAAAGAGAGAGUUUGGUGUUUUGGUCCUCUUUCACUCUGCAACAAAAAUGAAGACGACAAAGCACAGAGGGGUAACAAAUCUACAGUCGAUGAUCAUCAAUGCUUGACAUGGCUGGAUUCUCAGGCGCCAAGAUCUGUAAUCUACGCUUGCUUUGGAAGCAUCAAUAAUGUCCCACCUCCGCAAAUGAUUGAACUGGGAUUAGCCUUAGAGGCAUCAAACAGGCCAUUCAUCUGGGUAAUAAGAAACUGGAAGAGAUUAAACGAACUGGAGAAAUGGAUUUCAGAGGAUGGAUUUGAAGAGAGAAUCAAAGGACGAGGACUUCUGAUAAAGGGUUGGGCUCCACAGUUGUUGAUAUUAUCACAUCCUGCCAUUGCUGGAUUUCUAACUCAUUGUGGAUGGAACUCCACUAUUGAAGGAAUCAGUGCCGGCGUGCCACUGAUAACUUGGCCGCUGUUUGGAGACCAGUUUUUUAAUGAGAAAUUGGCUGCGCAAAUACUGAAAAUUGGUGUGGGAGUUGGAGUGAAGAAAUCUCUGGUAUGGGGAGAAGAAGAUAAGAUUGGAGUGUUGGUAAAGAGAGAAGAUAUCAAGAGUGCCAUUGAUAAGGUAAUGGGGGAAGGUAAGGAAGGAGAAGAGAGAAGACGACGAGCGAAAGAACUUGCAGAAAUGGCAAAGAAAGCUGUUGAAGAAGGAGGAUCUUCUCAUCUUAAUGUCACAAGGUUCAUUCAAGAUAUUAUGGAACAACAAAGUCACCAUUGAAUAUAAAUUAUAUUACCAUCCAAAAUGAUUGUUAUGUUUUACUUCUUCGUUAUAGAAGGUUGGAAUCGGAUUAUCUUUCUAUAUGUUUAGUUACUUGAUGGCACUUUUUAUUGA
Messenger RNA from Carica papaya (papaya), 1955 nucleotides. The record is from RefSeq and is a predicted model, not a curated record. Lineage: Eukaryota; Viridiplantae; Streptophyta; Magnoliopsida; Brassicales; Caricaceae.